GUAUAUAUCUCAACGAGACUGUGUGCAAAAAUAAAAUAUAAAUAACUAGCUCCCUACAAGAUUUGAACCUUGUGAUACAUGGAAGCAUUAGUUAUUCUUACAACUACCGCUGGACCAACAAAGAAUUUAGGAUACAUUUCCGCACACGAUGGUAUUACUAAUGACGUUUCAUUUAUACGUAAUUCUACAAAUUCCGUCCAAUUUAUACGCAAGUUUGAAAUUCUCGGGAGGGCCGGGCCCCCUCCGAGACCUCACCUAGCUCCUCCCCUGCUACCCGAAACAACUUCAACACUUACCCAAAAACCCUAGGGUCGUUUGGAUGGAUCUAUGUGAUGGAGCAAUUUGUCUCAAUUGCUUCAAAAUGAGACAAUUGAGUCUAAAUAUCCCGUUUGGCCACAAAAAAGAUGAAUGAGUCAAUUAUACAUGGGAGAAUGUACAUUGCUUAUUUUGGGUCAUUUCACAUUACCUGGUGGGGAGGUAGGUUUUCUCAAUGGGCUCAUAUUUGUGUGGGCCUAUGCCAAAGCUACCCUUUUCUUUUUAAAUUUUCUUUUUUCUUCUGUUCCUCCUCCCUCUCCCUCACUCUGCUGAAAACUCCAAAACCAUGGUCUCCGAUUUUGGCCGAUCUCCUCCAAUUUCCUCUACUCGAUUUUUGCACCCUUGUCGCCGCCUAGUUCGCCGCCAACUGCCAGUCUUUUAUCUGAAGGCAAGGUCGAGAUCCAGAGCGACCUUGACUCCAUCAUCGCCAGGCUCAACCUCCACAUCAACAAUGGCGAGUUCUCGUCUGCAGCAGGAUGCCGAGAUCUUUCUCCCAGCGCGUCGCUGCUCGAGCCAAGUACACUAAUUAGUUGACGACUCUAGAUCGGGUGCCACGAGUCAACGAACUGGGAAAUUGACUCGCACCUCCAUCUUCUACUUAAAGAUGACAAAAUGUCACGAUAUCAAUGGCUUAGGGAUCGUUCUGAUCCUCGUUCGAUUGCUCAAUUUCAACUCAUGGGAGAUGAGACCCAAAAUUAUGUUUUACAAUUCGUCCAUUUUUAAUUGAGUUUCUGAUUUUAUUGUUGAAUCAAUCUUGUUGCUUUACUGUUUUUCAUAUGAAUCUAUGAUUGCUUGCUUUCUUCAGAAAAUGCCCUCUUCUGAUUGUCUCGUCUCUUUCUUGUGUUUUGAUUUCAAUUUAUGGGGGUUAUGCUCACGAGGAAAAGAGAAAGGGUGGAUCAAUUUCUGGGGGUUAAUGAUUCUAGAUUGGCGUCUAUGUCUGCUGUAUAGAACGAAUGAUUCGUGGGUCUGUAAUUUUUUGGUCAUUAUGGGUACAAAGAGUAUGAAAGGAAGGUGAAGAAGAAGGGUAAUACCUGAGGGCAAAAGUGUAUAUUCUCUAAAUGUCUCAUUCUAAUUGCCUCAUCUCAUAUGACAAACCAAACAAGAUAAUCUAGAACAAAUUUCUCAUAGAAUUGCCUCAUUUUCUAAAAUGAGACAUUUAACCCAAAUUGUCUCAUUUUAGAAAUGUUCCAUCCAAAACGAUUCCCAGUUCUUCGCCAUUUCAGAGUGGCAGCCUUAAAAAAAAAAAAAAAAAAGGGUCAAAGGGACUCGGUACCUUAUUGGGCUUUCGAAAUUGCGAAGGAAGUCCAGAAACCCUAUCAGUCCAGCCAAAUAUAUAAUCUCUAUGUAUUCAUUCCAUCCUAUCGCCAUAAAACCCUCACAUCCAGCAGCUUCGCUAUUCCGCUCUGGUCACUCUCCAAUAUCUGCACAGCCAUGGCGCAAACCCUAGCUCGUUCCUUCACCUCCUCUCGUCAUCUCACCAUCUCCUCGCUCAUCCCUAAACGACUCUUCUCCUCUUCCACCUCGUCGAUCACUCGUCCUCCUUCUCCUGCCACGCUACUCUUCUCCCGUCGUCCUCUGCUCCCGAUCUCCCAUGUCGUCCGCUCCGUCAUCCCCGUAUCUGCCCCUCGUUACACCGCGAUUCGCUGCCGGGUCAAUCGCUCAGGAAACUCCUACUCUCCGCUGAACUCCGGCUCCAACUUCAACGAGCGUCCUCCCACAGAGAUGGCCCCGCUUUUCCCUGGCUGCGACUACGAGCACUGGCUCAUUGUUAUGGACAAGCCGGGCGGCGAAGGAGCCACCAAGCAGCAGAUGAUCGAUUGCUACGUUCAGACGUUGGCCCGUGUCCUCGGCAGCGAGGAGGAAGCGAAGAAGAAGAUAUACAACGUUUCUUGUGAGAGAUACUUUGGCUUUGGAUGUGAGAUUGACGAGGAGACGUCUAACAAGCUGGAAGGAUUGCCCGGUGUUCUCUUUGUGUUGCCUGAUUCUUAUGUCGAUCCUGAGUACAAGGACUAUGGCGCUGAGCUGUUUGUGAAUGGGGAGAUAGUUGCUAGAUCCCCAGAGAGGGAGAGGAGAGUACAGCCCCAGCCGCAAAGAGCCAACGAUCGGCCACGAUACAAUGACAGAACUAGAUACGUACGCCGCAGGGAACAACAACGGUGAUCGGAAACAAGAAGUUGGUUGGAUGUUUUCAGCUCUUGAACUGAACUGGUGUUGGUUGAACUUAACUAUCCCUCUGGCUCAAUGUGAUAAAAUUAGUUUUUAUUUUAUUUAUUUUUAUUUGUGGGAGGCGACUCUUGAGUCUUAGUUAUCCCUCUACUUCCAUGUGAUAAAAGUAGUGUGACCUCGACUCUUGGGACUUGAAUGUGAACUAUUAUGUGAACUAUGUGGUAUAUACUGUUUAUCUUUAAGCUAGCGGUGGUAAAAUGUGACCGGAUUGUUAACCCAAAAAUUGAAAAUCGAUAAUCUCACACUUUUCUCGGUAUCAAGCCAAAGUAUCAUGGGUAAAUGCGACUGUGCGAGAGCACUGUGAUGGAUAGCCCCACCCCAAUUAUUACCGUUCAAAUUAGCCCCGAGGUAGAAGCAAACUAGGGAGGUCAAAUGAGGUAGAAGCAGUCAGCCGCGUGACAAAAACAAAGGACAAGAGGGCAGGAAGGAUGGCUCGAGUAGCUCCCAGAUGGGCAAAGUGCAACUGCAGCUCAAGUGGCGGUGACUCGGCAGCCUGCAACAAAUGCGGGUCAGGGCAACCAACGGCCAAAAGCCGACGAGGGAAGGAGCAGCUCAACUUUAGCGCAACUAUCCCAACUCUGCAGGUUGGCGGGCCAAGGAGGUUGCUCCAAAGGGUCGAGUUGGUCAGGGGCCCUCAUCCAAAGCCUAAUCUAGUGGCAAACCAGGUGGUAGUGGCCCGAAACAAGAAAAAAGAGAGCGCGGGGAGUGCUGAACUGGGGUGAAGCCAAGUGGAGCAAGUGCCAUCGAGAAUCUGUCGGAAGCUGCUGGAGGGAUGACGUUUAGAUCGAAAGAACCAUGAGCAUCAUAGCAUAUGAUUGUAAGCAAAAGAAUGCGGUGUUCAAGAUAUCGGCCACUGAAGACUUGGAGGACGACGACAAGAAGAGGACGACAGAGUUGCUGGAAGGUUUGGACCCUAGACCCGACUCCAACAAAAAAGGCUUGUGUGGAGGUUCAAGUUGCAAAAUUUAUGGAAACGGUGCAGGAAGUCAGUCGGGAGUGACCGCAAUCAACCAAAUGAAACUGCUCACGUGGAUGUAUUACAAUAUUUUUUGGCUAAUACCACUGGGAAAUCCUAGAAAGUGUCACUUGUAUUCUGAACUAUUCAAUAUGACAUUAAUGUCCCGAACUAUUUUUUCGUUAGUGCUGUCGAGUUUGUUCGUCAAUAUUUAACAGAAAAUUCAGUCAGUGUCGACGUGACAUCUUAUAUGGAAUUUUAAAUAUGAAUUUUUAUAUACUUUCAUCUAAAAUGAUUAAAAUAAAAAAAUAAAAAGUUACAAAAAUCUCCGAAUCCUCUUAAUCGCUCAAUCGAUUCCGCUCCUAAGUCAAAAUCAAGUUGACAACCAUCUGGUCAACCGUAAAAUCGUUAGGACAUAAAUGACACACAACUAUCAUACAUUGAGAUAUAAAUGGAAUAUUGAAUAUUUCGGGACACAAAUAACACUUUCUUGAUAGUCCGGGUUUUCCAGUGGUAUUAGCCUAUAUUUUUUAAGUGUUAUUCGUCUUCAUAAGCUUGAUUUUAUUUUCUUUCGGAAACUCAUUCCCGUAGGAAAGUUGUUUUCAGUGAGACGAUGCAGGGCUUAGGUUUUAAUCUUUUUUUUCUCUUGUUCAUGUUGUUGAGUCUGUAGGCGGUUUCGCAGUGGAUUGACUCCCAAGAACCUCGCUUUUGGUUUUGUGUAAUUCGUCAUUUUAUGUUUUGGUGGGAAUUUAGAAUAAUGAUCAUGUCCAAUA
Molecule: messenger RNA, 4269 nt
Organism: Linum trigynum
Lineage: Eukaryota; Viridiplantae; Streptophyta; Magnoliopsida; Malpighiales; Linaceae
Source: the annotation of a GenBank genome assembly